Molecule: messenger RNA, 572 nt
Organism: Aspergillus aculeatus ATCC 16872
Lineage: Eukaryota; Fungi; Ascomycota; Eurotiomycetes; Eurotiales; Aspergillaceae
Exons: 3
Coding region: 65-412 (115 amino acids)
Source: RefSeq, a predicted model, not a curated record
CACAUCUACACCCAACUCAACCACACCCACCCACCCACUUAAAUCACUAAAACACCACGGAAAAAUGGCCUCCAACUCCAACCGCCUGCCCCAAGCCACCCGCGGCGGCGCCUCCCUCGAGCCCACGCCCGCCAACAACGCCGGCGGCGGCAGCGGCUGGGGCGACUCGGGCCACCCCAAGGGCGGUGUUUCUAGCGACGUCCUCACCGCCCCGGAAUUCCGCGACAUCAGCGACCAGAAGUCGGCGGCGGAGCAGAAGUUCCUGGGCCGGUUCGACGAGGGCCAGGGGUUGCAGGAGGGGACGUGCGCGACCGAGGACCACAGCUUCAUGGAGCGCAAGCCCGGCGGGUCCGGGACGCUGCCGGGCUGGGAGACGAUGAAGGAUAAGUUGGGUUUUCUCUACCCUGAGUGAAUCUUCUUCUUCUGAUUGAGGGUUGAGGGGGAGGUGUUGGCUUGGGCUGCCCGAUAGGGGUGGCGUUAUUUGUGUUCGCUGGGUUGUACUUUAGUGUUUGUUUUUCGGUGGGGUGUAUGGGAUUUAUUAGGGUUUAUGAUAUUAUGAAAUGGAAUGCAUG